AUGAAUUAUUUCAUCCUGCUGCCGCUUUUCGCCACGAUGAUCUCCGGAAAGUCACCUCGGCUGAAAUUUGUGUUGCACGAGGCCUCCAGGUUCCACUUCAACCGGCCGGAGAACUACAUCAGCAUGUUCCACCCUGAAGGCAGCGACACGCUGUACGUGGGCGGCCGGGCGAUGGUGUUCCUGCUGACCUUCACCAGCAGAGGGGUCCGCGACCUGGAGAUCCCAGUGGCCUCUGACCAGACCGCUAUCGACACCUGCAAGGCGAAGGCUGCACCACUCGAGCUGGAGUGUGAUAACUUCAUCACGGUCAUUCAGAAAGUAAACGACACAAUAAUCGUGUGCGGGACCAAUGCUGGAAGCCCCAGGUGCUGGAUGCUGGUAAACAACACGGUGCUGACGGAUGUCCGGGGCAACGGGCAGAUCGCGUCCGCCUCCGACAUCUCGCCGCCUUACCCGUCCCAGAAGUCCAUCAGCCUGCCCGCAGAUGGCAGCAUGUACUCCGCCAUGUCGUCGGUGGCGGGUCACGCCGGCUCGAUCCGCCGCACGUUUGGUUCCCAGAAGCUCUUGAAGACGGAGAACGUUUGGCUGCUGAAUCCUCAGUUUGCGGGCGCCGCCGUGAUCCCCUCUUCGAUAAAGUUCAAGGAGGAGAUCUACUUCUUCUUCAGUGAGUUCAACAAGACGGCCCGAGUGGACGAGGAGCCCUUCAAGGCUCGCAUCGGCCGAAUCUGCACGGUGGACGAAGGGGGCAUCAAAGCCCUGCUGGCGGACUCGUGGACCACCUUCAUGAAGGCCCGGGUGAUGUGCGGUGCCGGCAACACGCAGCAGCAGUACAACAACAUGAAGCAGGCGGUGGUGCUGACGGCGCAGGACAAGAGGGCCGGGGUGCUGUACGGCCUGUUCUCCAACGCAUGGGGCAGAACCGUGAUCUGCGCCUACUCCAUCGAAGACAUCGACCAGGCCUUCACCACCUCCAAGCUGAAGGGCUACAGCAGUCCGUUCAUCGGCAGUCGGCCCGGGAUGUGCGUCCGGAAGAACUCGACGGCCGGCGGCCACAGCGACAUCAAGAACCUCGGCGUGAUGCGGUACCACCCGGAGAUCGAGGACGUGAUCCGGCCCGUCGGCGUGGCGCCGCUCGACCUGCCCACGGACGACCAGAUCACGCACGCCGUGGCGGACAUCGUGAUGGCGGUCAACGACGAGCACUACAGCGUCCUGUACCUCGGAACAGACCAAGGCAAGAUCCUCAAGGUUCUCCACACCAGCGAGGGCGUCUUCAUCAUAUCUCAGUACUCUCUGUUUCACAAUGAGGGCCCCGUUCUGAACAUGGCCAUCGACUCCCAAAAGGGACACCUGUACGUCGGCACGGCGAUGGAGGUCCAGCGGCUGCCGCUGGCUGACUGCGGUCGCUACGGCGACACGUGCAGGGAGUGCAUCCUUUCCCGGGAUCCGUACUGCGGCUGGGACCGGUCCAGGAGGAAGUGCAUCCCCAUCCCGCCCGGAUACAACGUCACCACCGGGACGCUCGUUCAGAACCUGGACCAUUCAAACUCCUCUGUUUGUGGGGAAGCUGCUGCUCUGAAGCAGCGUCGCACUUCCCCCAGAGAAGUGAUGGUGCAGUCCAACACCUCCGUCUUUCUCCCUUGCCCCGUGCGCUCCUUCCACGCCACCUACCGCUGGGAGAAAGACAACUGCGUCAAGAACUACCCGUGCCUGUUCUCCGGGGGCUACUGUGUCCUGGGGCCGGCCGUCGACACGCCCCUGAGGGAGGGCGUCUUCCGCUGCAUGGCCACCGAGGACGGGUUCAAGGUGGAGGUCAUCUCCUUCAGGCUGGUGAACCACGGAAGGCCCUUGGCCGCCUCCCUGGCCUCCACCUUGGGGCCGUCGCUCCUGCUCGCCACGGUUACCCUGUGGCUCCAUUAA
Messenger RNA from Cyclopterus lumpus (lumpfish), 1920 nucleotides. RefSeq lists its product as uncharacterized. The record is from RefSeq and is a predicted model, not a curated record. Gene Ontology annotation, molecular function: semaphorin receptor binding; chemorepellent activity. The transcript has 14 exons. Gene Ontology annotation, biological process: semaphorin-plexin signaling pathway; neural crest cell migration; positive regulation of cell migration. Bases 1 to 1920 code for a protein of 639 amino acids. Lineage: Eukaryota; Metazoa; Chordata; Actinopteri; Perciformes; Cyclopteridae.